AUGACGACGGAAGACGUUGUUAUGGAGGACGUUUCCGUCGAGCAGGCUCCAUUUCAAACAGUACACAUUCUUCAAAUGGUGAAAGACGCCCAACAGCAACACGGCUUGAGGCAUGCUGACUAUCACAGAUAUAGGUCAUACUGUAGCUCAAAACUGGAUCGUGUUCGUCAUGCCUUGAAAUUCAUCAACACUCAUAAAUGUGUACGACGACAUAGGGCGAAAUUCGUGAAAAGGUCUCUGACUGAGGCAGAUUUUUUGGGAGUAUUUGAAGCUGAGCGUCGUUGGGCAUCAGCAAUGUCGGACAAAAUGGAGAUGGAAGACAAUCCUGAUAAAAUUCGCAAGCGGCAGUCAAUGCGUAUGCAUUUGAAGCGUGCAGUCUACCACGCAACAGCUCUUGAAAUGCUAGUCAGAAAUAACAGCAGGUGCGAUGCGCCGACAAAGCUGGAAGCACAGGCCUAUGCGGCCUGGCUUGCCGGUGUUUGCGCUUUCGAACUGCGUAACUGGCCCGAAGCGUUUGAAUUGCUGAAGACGGCUCGAACGGUCUAUGAACGUUUAGCGGAAGCCACACACAAUACGACGUUGGCGAACUUAUGUCGUGAAAUCCAACCCCAGAUUCGGCUGUGUGAGUUCAGCUGCGCUGAUGCCAAUGCUAAACCCGUUGAUGGAAUGAUGAAUGAACUUAUGGAAAUCCGCGCACAGGGUACAGAUAGUGAAGCAGUCGAUGUCAGUCUUCGCCUAAUUGCUGAAAUGCGCUCGAAAGCUUCAUGUGACGACGUGGUUGUUGUAGAAUGGGGUGGAUUCAAGUCUACUGUUGAAGAUGAUAAGGCUCGACAAGUGGUACAAGGUUGGCGCCAGGUUCACAAUGAACUGGCACAAUGCGAAACUCCAAAGGAAAGGAUGACGCUGUACGAAAAACAGCUCUCAGAUACGCGUGAUGCUCUGGAGCGGAUAUCAGAUUUGAUUCGUAGGAAAGCUUCCGAUAAUGCCGACUCAUCGGCACUGCAAACAAUCAAGUCGUAUCUGGAGUCGCUCAAAAUGCUUGGAACGGCUUCACGCUAUCUAGCACUGAUCGAGAAUACAAAAACUGAGAAGAAAUCCAAACCUCAAGAUUUGUUGCGUUUAUACGAUUCUGUUAUCGAGGUUUACAAAGAGCUUCUCCAAUUGCCUGGGAUAGAAUACAACAAAGAUCUCACCCAAGCAAUCCCUGCAAAGAUCGAGUACUACAGAGCGUUCAGGUGUCAUUACAUGGCUGCUGCUUAUGCAGCCUUGUCCCGAUUUAGCGAGGCCGCAGCACUGUUCGAAAGAGCUCUUCAACGUGUCAAGGAAGCCAGCAAAUUCGUGUCUCAACUCAAACGGAAUUCAUAUAUGGUAGAGGAAACUGAAGAUUCCCUUCGUGAGCUCGGUCGUGAUAUUGACCAAGCACGCAUUGCGGCGAGAGCUAAACGUUUAGCGGCGGCAGCAGGUAUUACUGAUGAGGCUGAUGAACAAACUGCACAAGAUAUCGAUGAUAGGCCUCUCAUGGACACUUUAUCGGAAUGGCGGCAGUGGGAUGUUGCUGGUGCGCUGCGCGACAAACGCACGAUACCGGUGGCAGAGAUGCCUCCGCCAUUUAUUCUGAUGCCAAACAAGCCUAUCUUCUUUGAUUUGGCAUUGAAUCACGUUAAGGUACGUUCAUUUGCGUGA
Messenger RNA from Haemonchus placei, 1683 nucleotides. Lineage: Eukaryota; Metazoa; Nematoda; Chromadorea; Rhabditida; Trichostrongylidae. The record is from the annotation of a GenBank genome assembly.